GCCAUAGCGACGGCGGAGCUGGGCCUGGAGCCCGGGGCCGUUCGGAGCCAUCGCCGCGGGGAAGGGCCCGGCCCGGCCCGGCCCGCAGCUCGGCCCCUGCUCCUGCGGCUGGAAAUGAGCCCCGAGCCCUGAGCGAUCGGGCACGGGAGCAGCGGGGGGACUUCAACCCCGAGCCGGUGGUGGUGGUGUCGUUGUUUGUCCGCAGCAGCCCCAGGCCGGGGCCAGCGCCGUGCCCUGAGGGAGGAGAAGGGUCCGGGCCUGGAGGGAUGCUCAGGGAGCGGCUCCUCGGCUCUGCCUCUGCGCUGCCCUGACUCGAAAGAGUGGUGGUAACUGCAGAAAAGUUAAAUGUCUUCAGAGGACAAGGAGGCUCAGGAGGACGAGCUGCUGGCUCUGGCCAGCAUCUACGAUGAGGACGAGUUUAAGAGAGCAGAGUCUGCCCAAGGAGGAGAAACAAGAAUUUGUCUGGAGUUGCCUCAAGACUUCAAAAUUUUUGUGAGGGGCAGUUCCACAGAGAGCCUCCAGAGCAGUGGGUUUGAAUAUUCCGUGUGCUUCCUGCCUCCCCUCGUGCUGAAUUUCGAGCUCCCACCUGACUACCCAUCAACCUCCCCGCCCGUGUUCACCCUCAGUGGGAAAUGGCUCUCCCAGGCCCAGCUCAGCGCUCUUUGCAAACACUUGGACAAUGUGUGGGAAGAGAACCGAGGCUGUGUGGUCCUGUUUGCCUGGAUGCAGUUUCUGAAGGAGGAAACAUUGAAUUACCUGAAUAUUUCAUCGCCAUACGAGCUGAAAAUGUGCCCUCAGGGCAAGGGGCAGAGCUGGACACCAGUGGGACCCCUCGAGCCUGGGAAGGACUGUGGGGGUGCCACAGGCUCUGCCACAGCUGAGGAGGAAAUCGUGGAUGCCAGGGCUGUGCAGGAUGUGGAAUCCUUGUCCAGCCUGAUCAGGGAGAUCUUGGACUUCGACCAGGCCCAGAGGAGGAAGUGCUUUAACAGUAAGAUGUACUCGUGCAGUAUCUGCUUCUGUGAGAAGCUGGGCAGUGAGUGCAUGCACUUCACCGAGUGCAGCCACGUGUACUGCAAAGCCUGCCUGAAGGACUACUUUGAAAUCCAGAUCAGGGAUGGACAGGUGCACUGCCUCAACUGCCCCGAGCCCAAGUGUUCUUCUGUCGCCACUCCAGGCCAGGUGAAGGAGCUGGUUGGGGAGGAGCUGUUUGCCCGCUAUGACCGCCUGCUGCUGCAGUCCAGCCUGGACCUGAUGGCUGACGUGGUUUAUUGCCCCCGGCCUGGCUGCCAGACCCCCGUGAUGCAGGAGCCCGGCUGCACCAUGGGCAUCUGCUCCUGCUGCAACUACGCCUUCUGCACCCUCUGCAAGAUGACUUACCAUGGUGUGUCCCCCUGCAAGGUCACUGCAGAGAAAUUAAUGGAUUUGAGGAAUGAGUAUUUAGAAGCAGAUGAGACAAAUAAAAGAUUUUUGGAACAACGCUAUGGCAAGAGAGUGAUUCAGAAAGCCCUGGAGGAGAUGGAGAGUAAGGAAUGGCUGGAAAAGAACUCCAAGUCUUGUCCUUGCUGUGGGACCCACAUCGAGAAACUGGAUGGCUGUAACAAGAUGACCUGCACAGGGUGCAUGCAGUAUUUCUGCUGGCUCUGCAUGGGCUCCCUGUCCCGGGCCAACCCCUACCGGCACUUCAACGACCCUUCCUCCCCCUGCUUCAACAGAUUGUUUCAAGCCAUGCACAUUGAUGAUGGGGAGUUCUGGGAAGUGGAAGACGAUGAUCAGUAGCUUCCUCCAGCACCAAAAGGGAUGAGUGCCAAGGCAGUGAGCUGAGGAUGUGACCAGUGAGAGGGUGAAAAGUAUCAGGAAGAGAUGAACUUGAAUUCCUCAAGAUACUGACAAUUACCUUGUGUUCUCAGUUGAUUAAUUUAUUUUUCAUUAACUCUUCAUAUAAGAAAUUUGAUUGUUGAUACUUUUGCUUCUGGACUAGAUCCUUUAUUUCCACUGGUUUUGCACUUCAAAUUAUUUCAGAAACCAAAUUGUUUCUCCUAAAAUCUCAGCAAGUGGUUUUGAGAGUAUGAAGGUGAUUACUGGAGGCAAACACUGAUUUUUUACAAGUUUUUCCAGUUGCAGAACAGUCUAAAAGUUUAUUUGAAAACUAAAGUUGCAUGUGCUGUGUUCAAGAGCAGUAGGGCCUGGAUGGAAAUCUCUGGAGCUGAGAUUCCUCAGGAACUCAGGGUGAUUACAGCUCAGUCAGUUCUGACUGAGAGUUAAUGAAUUUAUCCUGGGAUGUGUGGCCAAAACGAGUGGUGCUUCAGUUCCCUCUGCAGAGGAGGAGACUGCACUGUUGGAACUGGCACAGAGAUUAAAAAUAUGAAAGGAAGAGCAAAUCUCACCUCAGGUGGAUCUCUAGGUCAGUGUGCAGGAAAAGUGUACGUUGCGUAUGGUUUGAGUUGUAUUUCCUGCACCUUUCACAUGCACUAAAUUCACUUUAAGAUGGCAAACACAGUGUCCCUGUUUGUCUUCCUUCUGGCAUGGAUUUGGCAACCCAGGUGUGCCCAGCUGCUCCUGGGAAUGGGACAGCCCAGAGCUCCCACCUGCAGCUGGCAGAGGAUGUGUUCUGCUCACGGGGUUUCUGUGGAUGCCAAGUGUCCUCCCACCCUGAGGGCCCUGCUUUUCCCUCUGAGAAAAAACUGCCAGCAAACACUAGGCAGGAAGGGGGGAGCAGCAGGAGCCCUUCCCACCAAACUGCCUCCAGGGCAGCUUUGGUACCAUGAGCACACUGAGAUCGAGCACCACAUACAGGCAAAUGUCACCAUUUAAAAAAUGUAAAGACAUUUAGUGAAGGAAGUUACAUUACAGAUCAACCACUUACAAAAUUUCUGUAUAAAGAAAAUAAAUGUUACCCAGUUUUCUUGCCCCUCGUGUGAGAGCACUGGAUAGAAAUCCCAGGAAUCACAUUUCAGAAUUGGUGGGGUCUUGGCUGUGUGGGGUGUCUGUACUUAAACAGAGGCUGAAGCCAGCAGGAACAGAGUGUUUCCUUUGGGGCUGGUUUGGCAUUUCCUCAGAGAAACAGAAAAUCCUGGAGAAGAGAGAGCACCAGGCAUAGCAAAUCAUACCUGGGCCUGAACAUGAGCAAGGGCUUUGUGUGUGACAGCAGUGCCAUGCUCAGGUGCCUGAGCUGCACCAUGGACCCCGUGUGGGGGAUGCUGCUGCAGCCUCUUCUGCUGAGGGUCUCAAGUCCAGCAUGUGGCUCAAAGCAGGGCUCAGCCAGGGCUUUAUCCAGUCAGGUCCUGGCAACCUCCUAAGGAGCCUGCACAGCCGUGGGGAUCCUGCCCCACUGCUUGGCUGUUCCCACUGUGGGGUUUUAUCAUCUCCAGCGUGAGCAUCGUGUCUCCACUCAGGCCCCACUGUCCCUUCCCAUCUUCUGCCUGGUUCCAUCUUCUUCCUGCCCUCUCGUGGCUCUGGGUGCUGCUCUGAGCUUUCCUUUCUCCAGCUGGACAAUCCUCUUUUCCAGGAUUCUAAUGUGAGUGUCUCAUGGAGGAGGAAGGAGUAACACAAGAUACUUGUCCUAAUUGCAAGGAAUACACCCCAAAGUGAUCACCCACUUGUUUCUGUUGUACUUUCAUUUAUCCUCACUUUUCAGUUCUGCAGCCUUCAGGCCACAAUUACAGCCAGUUCACAGAUCAAACAACUCAUUCUUCAUUU
Messenger RNA from Pseudopodoces humilis (Tibetan ground-tit), 3696 nucleotides. RefSeq names its product ring finger protein 14 (gene RNF14). Lineage: Eukaryota; Metazoa; Chordata; Aves; Passeriformes; Paridae. The record is from RefSeq and is a predicted model, not a curated record. Gene Ontology annotation, biological process: protein ubiquitination. Gene Ontology annotation, molecular function: ubiquitin-protein transferase activity; zinc ion binding; protein binding.